UUGGUCAAUUUAAAGUUAAAAUUAAUCACAAUUAAAAGGAAAAUUAAACGUCACUUGGAUUCUAAUCCAAUGAACAUGAGCAACUAAUCAGCUGGAGUUGAAUUCAACUCAUGGUUUUCAAGUGAAAAGAAGCCAAAAGGAAAACAACCUUAAUCAAGUGAGAUAAUCAUGACCAACGAUUCGGACUAUCGUCGUUCUGUUAAAAAUGAUAAUCCAAGUGAUCGAGUUGAUUCACCGAGACCUUUACAACCAGUUCUUAAUUUGGAUGUUUCCAAUCUUGAUGAUAAUUCAUCAUCGGCUUUAAUUGCUGCUGAAGUACCUUCAAGACAAUCUCUUUUCACCCUUUACACCCUUUUAUACGAUAAAGUGACCAAUGUCCAGAAAGAUGAAAGAAAACAAACUCUUGUUUACCAAGAGCUUUGUAAACGUUUAAGACAAUUGGGCUUCGUUGAGGUUUUACCCCAAAUUGAUACUCUCCGGUCUUACCAUCACAAAUACAGUUUUCACCUUGAUAAUCUCAUCUCGGAAAUUUCUUUGGACAUUGACCAGCAAUAUACUUCGCUUAAUAUUAACAUAGGUGAUCUGUUUUCUCGUAAUUCAUCGCUACCCAAGUCAAAUAAUCUGUUUGUCCGGUUAAAUGUUAAACAACACCAACUACUCAACACUGAUCCGAUCUCCAAUGUUUCCAACACUUCUCGAUCCAAUGAUUUCCUAAAUUGUGGCCUAAUUGCUAAGGGUGGAUUUGGAUCCGUUUACAAGAUGCAAAAUUUAACCGACAAGUGUAUCUAUGCAAUCAAGGCGAUUCCAUUUAAGAGUCGAAACCAAGUUGAUGCCUCGAAAAUAAUGAAAGAGGUUUAUUAUUAUGCUCUUUUGCCCUCUCAUCAAAAUAUUGUCUCUUACAAAAGCUCAUGGUUAGAUCAUUAUGUUAAAGAUUAUGGGUCUCCAGCUGAUUCUUUCAAUUCUAGUGAUGGUUUACAAUCAACGACUGAAUUUCUCUCCUCCACCGAUUCAUCAGGAUCACCGCCAUCAAAAGGAGCAACAGUCUCACAUUCACCAUCAUCUAAUUUAAAGGAGCAAUUUAAUCCUAAACAAGAUGGUGACUCGUUGAUCCAAUCACAAGUAACACUUUCACCUGAUACCCUACUGAUUAAAUCACCAAAUUCACCUGAAAAAUUAUCUCAAGAAUCAUUUUCAUCUCAAUCGACAUCACAAAAUGAAAACAAUUCAACUUCACUUUCUUCAUCCACAUCCACAUCCUCAUCAGCAUCUUCAUCCCAAUUACCCUCUAAAUCCCAACAAUCAUCAUCUUCUAAUGAUUUAAUGGUUGAAUUUAUUUCAUCUGAACAUUCAUCUAAUCAACAACAGCAAUUAAAAAUGAAACCAAAGGAAACUUGCGACGGUGAUAAAUUGGCCGUAACCACGAAGGUUAAUACAAAGGCACCUCUUUAUUAUUGUGUCCUUUGUAUUCAAAUGGAACUCUGUUCAUUUAACCUUCGAGCUUGGAUCGAUAAGAGAAACGAUGAUUUAUACCAUAAACGAAGUGAAUCAGUUGAUUACGAUAAAGCGAUUGACAUUUUUAUCCAAAUUGUAAAAGGAGUUCAUCAUUUACAUUCACACAAUUUAAUCCAUCGCGAUAUUAAGCCUCAUAAUAUCCUCUUUUCUGAAUUGGGUGUUGUUAAAAUCGGUGACUUUGGACUGACAACUUUUAAUGCUCAUGUCGAGGUUCAGGAAGACGAAACUUUGGCCUGGUCGGGAGAGGUACAAAAUCGUACUCGAGGUUUGGGUACUUCAUCGUAUUCCGCUCCAGAGCAACAGAAAACUACUUGUUACAAUUGUAAAGCUGAUAUUUACUCUUUGGGUCUAAUUGCCUUCGAACUGCUUUACCCUUUGUUCACCGAUAUGGAGAGAUCAGAUCGAUUCGAUAAACUUAAAAGUAAACAAAUAUUACCUGAGGAAUUAACUAAAUGUCAACCAUUUGCUGAUCUAAUUUUGGAAACAGUUCAAGAUGAUCCCGAAUCUCGUCCCGAUGCUGCGACAAUACUUGAUAAAGAAUCGAUUCUCCGUCAUGGAUGGAAAAUUAAUUCUGAUCAACCUACUUACGAACAAGUUAAAGAAAUUAAUAAGCAUUUAAAUGAUAAAUUAACCAAAUUGGAGGAAACAAUUCAAGCAAAAGAUGAAGAAAUCAAGAGAUUACAAAAGGAAUUGGAAAUUCAAGAGAUUGACAAAUUAUCUAAAGCAAUAGACACCCAAUUGAAAAGCGACAAUUAGUUAAUGAAUGUUAAUUGUUUCUCUGGAAAUCUAAUCUAAUUAUUACAACGAAUGACCAAAGUGACCAAUCAUAUGGAAAAUAUUUUUACAUUAUACUGCCAAAGGAAAUGAUUAAUUGAUGUAAUCAAAUGAUUAAACUUUUAUUUAGACUUUAAAAUCAAAAUUAGAAA
Molecule: messenger RNA, 2438 nt
Organism: Panonychus citri (citrus red mite)
Lineage: Eukaryota; Metazoa; Arthropoda; Arachnida; Trombidiformes; Tetranychidae
Product: eukaryotic translation initiation factor 2-alpha kinase 1-like
Exons: 2
Coding region: 169-2268 (699 amino acids)
Biological process (GO): protein phosphorylation
Molecular function (GO): ATP binding; protein kinase activity
Source: RefSeq, a predicted model, not a curated record